Molecule: messenger RNA, 4903 nt
Organism: Coffea arabica (coffee)
Lineage: Eukaryota; Viridiplantae; Streptophyta; Magnoliopsida; Gentianales; Rubiaceae
Source: RefSeq, a predicted model, not a curated record
UAAAAAAUAAAAAAAAAUCCCAAAACGAUAAAACGCGAGUACCAAUUGAAAUCAACUCCCGCCUCAAAUUUGUCCUCUGCAAAGCGCUAAUUCCAUGCAUGUGCAUCAGUCCAUUCCACCACCACCACCGUCAUCUUUUCCUUUCAACCAAUCGAUCGUCACCGUCCAUGUACCACUGCUGCCCGAGACUCGUAGAACUACCUUCAAACUCCACGCCAUUUCCUUUGCUUCAUCAAAGAAAGAUAUCUGGCGGAGACAACCAUCAUUGCCCAAUGAAACGACGCCGUCCUCGUCCGACUUCCCCCGCCAAACUUACCACCGAAAGCAAAACGACGGCUCCUACUUGGACCGCAGUGUCAACAUGGACGAGCUCUUAUCAUCCAUUGGCCAGUCUAAAAAUGAGCAUGAAUUGUACGCUUUAAUGUCACCCUACAGAGACCGAAGCCUGUCCAUAAGGUUCAUGGUCACGCUCCUCUCGCGUGAGUCGGACUGGCAACGCUCCCUUGCUUUGCUCGACUGGAUCAACGAGGAGGCCCUCUACACUCCCUCCGUCUUUGCCUACAACGUCGUGCUCCGUAACGUACUGCGGGCUAAGCAGUGGCAGCUAGCAUACGGGCUGUUCGACGAAAUGCGUCAGAGAGCUCUCUCACCCGAUAGGUACACGUACUCCACUCUCAUUACCCAUUUUGGAAAGGAGGGUCUUUUUGAUGAUGCUUUAUCCUGGCUUCAGAAGAUGGAAAAUGAUCGGGUGUCCGGUGAUCUGGUUCUGUAUAGUAAUUUGAUUGAGUUAUCGCGUAAAUUAUGUGACUACUCCAAGGCCAUUUCUAUUUUUUCAAAAUUGAAGAGUUCAGGAAUUACCCCUGAUCUUGUUGCAUAUAAUUCCAUGAUCAACGUGUUUGGAAAAGCUAAGCUUUUCCGCGAAGCAAGGUUGUUGAUUACCGAGAUGAAGUCAGUUGGUGUUGUUCCUGACACCGUAAGUUAUUCUACGCUUUUGAGUAUGUAUGUUGACAACCAGAAGUUUGUGGAGGCAAUCUCUGUAUUUUCUGAGAUGAAUGAGGUUAAGUGCCCACUUGAUCUUACAACUUGCAACAUCAUGAUUGAUGUGUAUGGGCAGCUUGAUAUGGCCAAGGAGGCAGACAGGCUGUUUUGGAGCAUGAGGAAGCUGGGGAUUGAACAGAAUGUUGUUAGUUACAAUACACUUUUGAAGGUCUAUGAGGCUGAGCUUUUUGGGGAAGCAAUACAUUUGUUUAGGCUGAUGCAGAGGAAGGACAUUGAACAGAAUGUUGUCACAUACAACACCAUGAUUAAGAUUUAUGGGAAGACACUGGAGCAUGAGAAAGCAAAUAAUCUUAUUCAAGAGAUGCAGAGGAGAGGGAUCCAGCCUAAUGCCAUUAGUUAUUCGACCAUUAUAUCAAUAUGGGGCAAGGUAGGGAAAUUGGAUCGAGCGGCAAUGCUAUUUCAGAAGCUGCGAAGCUCUGGGAUUGAGAUUGAUCAGGUUCUUUACCAGACAAUGAUUGUUGCAUAUGAACGAGCUGGCUUGGUUGGUCAUGCCAAACGCUUGCUACAUGAGCUGAAAUGCCCUGAUAAUAUUCCUAGGGAAACAGCAAUCACUAUUCUUGCUCGAGCUGGACGAAUAGAGGAGGCCACAUGGGCUUUCCGGCAGGCGUUUGAUGCUGGAGAAAUUAAAGACAUAGCAGUUUUUGACUGCAUGAUAAAUCUAUUCUCCAGAAACAGAAGACACGCAAAUGUAAUUGAGGUGUUUGAGAAGAUGAGAAUAGCUGGAUAUUUUCCUGAUUCUAAUAUGAUCUCUUUGGUCCUGAAUGCUUAUGGCAAGUUGCAGGAGUUUGAGAAGGCUGAUUCUCUAUACAGGGAAAUGCAGGAAGAGCAAUUUUUUUCUGAUGAAGUUCACUUUCAGAUGCUAAGUCUUUAUGGUGGAAGAAAAGAUUUUGAAAUGGUUGAAUCCCUGUUUCAGAAACUGGACUCUAAUCUGAACAUUAACAAGAAAGAGUUGCAUCUGGUUGUGUCCAGCAUAUACGAAAGAGCUGGCAGAUUAAAUGAUGCGUCACGAAUCAUGAGACUGUUAAGUGAGAGGGGAAUUCUUAGGUCGUGAUCCUUGCAUCCAGUUGUACUUGUCAAUCCUUAAAGGGAGAGUUACUUAACCUGUUGUAAGCUACUACAUCUUAAUCCAUUUACCUGUAGAUAUCAUCUGUCAGAUCCUUCUUUGGUUACUUCCUUGCAUCACAAACCAUAAUAUAUACAUAAAGUUUUAGGUAAACAUGCCACCUCAUAAAUAUUUUCCUAGGUAUUAAUGUGUUCUAGUGAAAGAAUGGUUUUGUGCAGCCAUUGGAAGUCUUCAUUUUUUGCCAUGCAUUUGGUCUAUUUAGUUAUGCAGAGGGAUGGAUUUUGCCAUGCAUUUGGUCUUUGGUGGAGUGAAGGAACUCUUUGCCUCCCUAUGCAAUUUUUUACUCCUGAUGGGAACUUCUGAUGCAAUAGUUUGCAGUAGCAGACAUUAGUGCAAUUAUUAAGAAAUAAUGGAAGGACAUUUUAUAGCAUUACAAAUAUUCACAGCUCUUUUUCAUUGAUAAAACAUUUGAAAUUCAAUUGCGGCAACGUUCCUUGGAUUGCUCUCUGCCACCUGCUCUACCGGUUAUGAGAAAUCCCUAAAUGAUGAUUCCGAUCUGGACAGCAAUUGAAGUUUUGGGAAAUGAGUAUUUAGCAGGAGAAAUUGCAAGUGGUUAGGAAGUAUUACUUAUGUCAUAUAGUAUUGUAUGUGUAAUUUUUAUGUACCUGGAGUAACGGGCGUCCUUAGUUUCCACAUAUGAUCGUCUGUCGUCCACCAUUGCCUCGAAGGGCAUGUCUUCAUAAUCCUGAAAAAACAUUCACCUCUGGUUGAAUCCCAAAAGCGUGUGAUCUGAAUUGGCAACAACUUGAGGUAGAUUUCCCACUGAAUUGUUACUUGUCAUCAUAUCACAAGAAGGGUCUCUGGGGAUAUAAAUAGGUUCCAAACCCAGUAAAGAUUUUGUCAAAUGAUCAGUAGAGUCGAGAUGACGAACAGCAUCAUCGCCAUCAGAAUGAUGUUGAGAAAACAGCGGAGCAUCAGUAAUACAGUUGUGGAUGCCAAGUCUUACCGUGGCUGCGCAGAACACUCGGAAGAAUAGGACAAUUGUCUAUUAUUGGAAAAUUUUUGGCCAUGGACAGCCAGCUGUGAAUACACAUAGUGAAGCUAGUCGUAAUUGUGGACGAAGUUGGCAGAUGAUCCCAGCACAGCCAUGAACAGGGUAUCUUCCACGCAUGCCUGACUCGUAUUUGAUGGCCUCUUCCUUUUUGUUUCAUGAGUGUUUAAUUGCUCUAGCAUCUUAACAAUUUUGGACACCCCAAAAAGCCGAUGUGCAUUUUGGAAAGCGUUGUGUUGAUUGGCAGGAAAAUAUGCAGUCCGAUGUGCACUUUCUCCUUUGGUAUUUGCAUGCAGCACAGGCUGGGCUUGUGCCACCUUUUACAGUCAUGUUACUGCUAUCUACAGUUGAGUAUAUGUAAACCGGAGCAGUAGAUAGGGCGAGAAUGUAAAUGGAGAAUUAUGAAAAGAGAGGGUAAAGUCUGUGGCAAUGGACUGGAAGGAGGUCGGGCGAUUAGGCAAUGCAAAUAUUCAUUUGGACCAUUAUCAAUUUUGGGAGACAAUAUCAGUCUAUUGAGGGGUGUUCUUCAACGCUUCUUAAACUAGAAAACAUCAGAUAAACAGCAGUCAGAACUAGAGAUGUCACAGGUUUGUAGGACCAGAGUCCCUUAAAAUUUACUUACAAGGGGAAAAAAAAAAAAACUACUCCUGUUGUGAUUUACAUGUGGAGGCUUGCAAAAAAUUAAGCGGCUUCCACCGGAUGAGAUGACAACCCCUGCUUUUCGCAACUCUCUCCUCCUCAUCAUGUUUCAUGUAUUUGCAAAUAUAUGCGCAUCGUAGUAGGCUUUUCUUGCAAUCAUCCACCAUUGCAAUAUCAUCAAUCCCCGCCCGCAUAGAAAUUGAUACAUUCUUCUUGACUGAUGAUAUUUGUCUAGCCGAUAGGGAUUUGGUUUUCACACGUCUUUAAACGAUAACCAGAAUUUUGUGUUGCAGAAGAUCCUUUUUAAUCGAAUCGCAGGCAUAGGCUUAGCAAUGGAGCUUUUAGCAGGGGCGAAAAUCAUCCGUCUUCGAACGCACAAAGGGAAGUAUCUAAUAGCUGGCGACGAUGAAGAAUCCGUGCGCCAAGACCGCGACGGUUCGAUGAAGCAGGCACGUUGGACGGUUGAGUUUGUUGAUGGCAAUGAUGGUGUUCGCCUCAAAAGCUGCUACGGAAAUACCUGACUGCCACAAAUGAGCCCAUUGUUCCCAGGACGAAGGGGCACAAGGUUCUUCAGACUCUCCCGACGCGAUUGACUUCCGCAAUUGAAUGGCAGGUCGAAAGACAGGGAUCUGAGUUGAGAUUCAAAACACAUUAUGGACAAUUCUUGCGUCCCUAUGGAGGUUUGCCGCCUUAUAGAAACAGGGUUGGACAUGACGUACCCUGUAGAACACAUACGGAAGACAAAAUUCUAUGGGAAUUGGACAUUUUGGAGAGCGUAGACUCCGUCAAAUCACAGGAGAAUGCAAUCCACUAGCACCAUUUUAUUUACCGAUUCUGUGCGCCCCAUGUCCCAAAAUUCAAAAUUGGCGAUGCUUCACAUCUUUGAACGACGUCUCUUUCAUUGAUCCAAGAUUUUCUGCAACCUCAAAACGCCAUGCAAAUCCAACUGCAAUUGAGGAGAGCUACGAAGUUGGGAAUGGAGAUCAUUCUCACCGACUCGGAUCUUUUCUGUUCAUUUUGUUGAUGUAAUAACCCAAAAAAAUGCACUCCAUCUCCACGUUACGAAACGAUAACGAUUACUAUUCACUUCC